UAGGAUUGCAAAGGCAGAACCCGGGUGGACUCUAGCGGGUUAAAACCUUUAUUUUAUUAUUUUUCUUCAUAGGGAGCCCCGUUAGAACGGGCAGUAGUAUCCAAAUUGCACUUUGAACCUUUUGUAGGCGCUAGGCUAUCAACGUCCUUCGGUUACGGGGCCUUAACGUUAAACUGCUAUCCCAUUGAAGUAAUAUAGAAGUUCCUCUGUGGUUAAUACCAUCCUUCUACCCCUGUGGCGUGAAACGCAGUGGUGGAACCUUGGUUUCUCCACUCUUAUAUAAUUUCCUUGCAAUACCUUGUGUACUUCAACCAGACAAUUAUAAGGACUUAAUCCCUGGUCUCAUUUAAGUAGUAUAAGAGUUUCUCUGUGGUUAAUACCAUCCUUCUACCCCUGUGGCGUGAAACGCAGCGGCGGAACCUUGGUUUCUCCACUCUUAUAUAAUUUCCUUGCAAUACCUUGUGUACUUCAACCAGACAAUUAUAAGGACUUAAUCCCUGGUCUCAUUUAAGUAGUAUAAGAGUUUCUCUGUGGUUAAUACCAUCCUUCUACCCCUGUGGCGUGAAACGCAGUGGUGGAACUUUGGUUUCUCCACUCUUAUAUAAUUUCUAUAUAAUAAAUAUUAAUAAUUGUACAACAUUCUGAUAUUUUUAUUUUCCACCUCAUUGUAAUUUCACCACCCACUACACAGUGGAAAAUAGGCUUACAUUUGGCGCCCGAGCAGAGUUUAAUCCGUUAGCUUAUAGUCUAAUCUAUCGCUUAGACAGGCCUGAGUCCACCCGGGGGGGGUAAUUAGAAAUUAAUUAGUAUUAUAAUUUCUUGUGUGUGUUUUGCGUGUGUCAUCGUGACGUGCUGACAGAGAAUCACUGCAGAAGGUUUCCUUUUUUAAUUUAUUAACUUAAUAAGGCUAUAUUUUUUUUGUGUGGAUAUUGUGUUAAAAUUUUUAACCUCUUAUUUCAGACAUUUUAUUUUAUUGACUUAACAUGCCUUAUUUUUUGUUGAGAUUGCGUUAAAUUUGUAUAAUUUCUUAUUCCAAACGUUAUUCAAAGGAAAACCUUCUGCUGGAAUUUUAUUUAGUUAAUUAUUGAACAAUUAAAUAUUGAACAGUUGGUGAUUGUUUUUAAACAAUUUUGCUGAGACAUUGUUAUUGUCUGUUUAACUUAAACACUCAACUUUUAAUAAUUACAGUUUUGUUUUAUCAAUUUUUUAUAAAAAUAACCAAAUUUUUUACAAGGUCAACCUUUUAUGAGUUAAUAUAUUGUGUUACACAUCAUUUAACUGUCAGUUAUAACUUAACUUUACUUAAGUUUAAUAUUGUACCUGGACUUACUGAAACAUACUUUAAGGAGGAAGCAUUUAUUUUGAAGAUAUUGUUAUCUAUUGUUCUGCUUUUACAUUGAACGUUGCGUGUUUUACAUAACCAUUUAACUGUCAGUUAUAACUUAACUUUACUUAAGUUUAAUAUUGUACUUAGACUUACUGAAACACACUUUAAUGGGAAAGCAUUUAUUUUUAUAUUGGUGUUUAUUGUUCGACCUUUACAUUGAACGUUGAUACAGCCUGGGGUCACAAAUUGAUUUGAACGUGUGCUACCUUAGGGAUUAGAUCCAUAUUGUUGUAACAUCAUGGGGGAACGUCCGAUAUGUUUCAACCUUUUAUUAAAAGAUGAAUUGACAUACGAGGCCACAGUCCGAGGUGUCAAACCUGAGGCCACUGCGGACCAAUUAAGAUUACAAUUAACAGAAUUGGCUACGCGGAUGCCUUCGGACGAGGUUAUUUACUUUGAGGGAGAUGUUACCUCAGAGUUAGAAAAAGUUAAAAACAAAAUUAAAGACUUGCAGAGCUCACUUUCAAAACCAAAUUUGCAGUUAAAACACAUCAAGCGUUGCGAAUCAUUGGCUAACCAUUUAUAUCACCGCUUAGGUCGUAUAAAUGCCGUCAGUAAGGAGGAGACUUGUAUGCUCGGGGACUUGCUCUUACAACUCGAAUCUAGGGACAGCGAACUGAAGUACAUUUCUAAAGCUUAUCAGGAGCAGGAAAAGAAACAGGAUAUCCCUGUCGUAGGGUGUAUAGAGCCAUGUCCUAAGGUGGACCACACACAGAUCCAAAAACUGAACCUUGUCUUUAACGGCAGUGAUAGUGUACAGGCAUUCGUGCAGCGACUGGAGGAGCUUUGCAAUUCUCGAGGUAUCUCUGAGGAGACGUUAUUUAAUUCCGUCGCAGAAAUUUUUAGCGGUGACGCCUUGUUUUGGUUUCGGGGUGUCAAGGAGGAGGUCUCGAGUUGGAAAGAGGUUAAGGCUCGUUUGUAUGAGGAGUUCCUGCCAUUCGAUUAUAAUCGGCGUUUAUUACAGGAGGUGCGGUCGCGGACACAAGGUGCUGAUGAAUCCAUCAUAAAGUACUUAAGCACAAUGCGGAAUUAUUUUUCUAGGCUCAGCGUGCCGUUACCGGAGUCAGAGCAGCUGGAGAUAGUACAAGGUAACCUUAGACCGUUUUACACGAGUCAGCUUGCUCUUACAAACGUCGGGAACUGGAACGAGCUGAAGGAACGCUGUAGGCAGCUGGAGUACGCCAAAUACCGAGCAGACUCUUUUGCGGAGCCGCCCCGAGUUUCUGCGAAUUCGGUAGCGCCGGACUUAGCCUAUCAGGCUAGGAACCGACUUUCGGUUAACGCCGUAGACACCGAGGUGAACUUAUUUUGCGUUCGUUGCAGGGUUCUUGGACAUGGCCUUUGGCAAUGUAGUGCACCACCCACCCAAUUGUGUUACUCUUGUGGUUUAAAGGGUGCCACCUUGCACACGUGUCCACGGUGUGGUCCGUCAGUCGCUGAGCCACCGAAACUACAACAAAAGCCAGAUCCUGCUGGACCAACCGUUGCUGGGGUAAGCGUGAACAACGAGCAGCCUGGAACCAAAUCCUCCGGCAGUGGUAGUCGUCGUCGUCGCCGUCGCCGCCACCGCCGUCGCCGCCGCUGUGAAGAGGCAGGUGAUGGAGACGCGGACAGUGGCUUGCGACCAUAUUUAGAUGUCGCGAUUUACCACCAUCGUUGCAGAGGGUUGUUGGAUUCGGGUUCUACAGUUUCGGUCAUUGGCGGAAAGGCGGCCCAAUCCCUCUCCAGUUGUGGUACGUUGUAUCCAGCUGAGGAGAAAUCCAUUAUCACGGCUAAUGGAUCACAUUCUCCGGUUUCUGGUUUUAAGAUUUUACCGGUGACUGUAGAGGAUGUUACGGCUUUCGUGAAAUUUUAUGUCGUUCCUGAUAUUUCUUCAGAAUUGCUGUUAGGUAUAGAUUUCUGGCGUGCUUUUAAUAUCGCACCUGAUGUUCUGAACCUACUCAAUAAAAGAGGAGUCUCUAAAAGCAGGGAACCGUAUGCAAGUGAGGUUAGACAUUUGAACUCAUGCAACGAGUUGAGUGCUUCGAAGUGUGUACCGGCUGAUAACGCUACUGCCAGUUUGGUAGUUCGUGGUCGUCGCUCACAGGAUUGCCAACUCAGUAGGGUUCGUCGAAGCAUGGAUUCAAAGUCGUACUUGACUGCUAGUUUGACUCCGAAUUACGAGAGGUAUACAGUAGUUCAACAAGUGUCUGGAUUUGUCUACAUUCUUGAAGAUAGCAAUGGGAACCAGACAGAGUGUCACGCCAGGGAUAUUCUCUGUAGAAUUGAUGUUCCGUAGGCCACCUUUGUGUGUGUUGACUUACUCUAUUGAGUAAGCCAGCAAUGCCAAGGGCUCAUUUACUAUGCGUCGUCGUGUUGCAAAGUCAGUGAAUAGUUUCGUAGGCCACCUUUGUGUGUGUUGACUUACUCUAUUGAGUAGGCCAACAAUGCUAAGGACUCAUUCACUUUGCGUCGUGGAGUUUUUUUUUUGUGGGAUUUUCCAUUUAAUUUAUUUCAGGGUUUAUCUCAUUGCUUAGGGACUCUACUGAGUCGGUGAGUGAUCUUAACCUUAUUGAUAUUCACUGGGUUUUCCAGCUAUUAUCUUUGAUUUAGGUUUCUCUUAAAUGAGUGACCCACAUAUUCCGAUUGUUUUAGGUGUUUAGGAUUUAAAGAUGGAGGGCCAUCUUUGAAUUUUUCUCGUACCCUCGAAAAAUUCUGGUGGGGACGGGGGUACUGUAACACCAUUAUUUUUGUAACUUAACAUUUCGUUUAUUGUUUACAUUCUGUUUGUUUACUUUGUUAGUCUUGUCAAGUAUCAGCUGUCAAAUUCGACACACAGGAUAGAUUUUCAGUUGUUGUCUGUGGUCCUUUGAGAAAACUCGUGCCAGAUCGUCAUCGGACAGUGGUCAGUAGCGACAUGACGCUCAGAACAAUGAUCGUGCUGACUAGCCACAGAGUAGUUUUGUGACGAUGAGCUGACAUCCCCGGUGACGGCUUUUUUCGGAACUGGCAAGGAGGCAAACCAUUCUCUGUCAAAACGUCUCGAGUGGUGUGUGGUUGUUUUUUUUCUUCCCGCCCGCGUGGCGCAGGCCGUAUUGGUACCAAGUUCCUUGCUUCAUAUUUCCUGUUACCAGAUACGUACCACAGACACCCACGCAGCAUCACACCAUGUGUACCUAACCUGAAUUGCCGAGUGAGUAAACUAGCAUUUCGUUGUUAUUCGAUUUCCGAUGACUUUGGAUUUCGAAAGCCAUCUGCCUUGUCUUUAUUUCUACACGUAGCAACGUCUAACCCCGCGUAUUUCUUUUACAGCAAUUUCAAUCCUGCCCGGUGAAGCGUGCGAUUGCCCGACGCGUGUCACCUGACCCAACCCCAAGGUAAGCGCCAUGACCUUCCACGUGUCGAUUAGGUUAUUUUGCAAGUGUCACGUUUAAACAGCAAAGCUACCGCCUUUGAGACAAGCUCUAACCUUCCCAUAAUUGUUUGAUUAGUGAUUGACCGUAGGUUUUAGGUUAGAAAUACCCAGGGGCCAUUCAAGACACGUCACUUGAGACAUGUUAGCUAGGCCUUCGCUGUCCUUACCGACCCAUCCUUGACCCAAGGCUGUUUCUCGCGAUUCCAGAAGGUGUCGUUGGUGACCAGAGCCGUCAGCGAGCCACGAGCCGUCCGGAGCUCCUGUCCUGGCCCCGUCCGACAGUCCAGGUUGGCCGUUGUAUGUUCGUUGAGCAGAUACUGAGGAAUUUCCUUAGGAUUUCUAUUAAUCUUCAGCGGCAUCAGCCUUCUGACGCCGCUGCUGAAUGUAGGAUUGCAAAGGCAGAACCCGGGUGGACUCUAGCGGGUUAAAACCUUUAUUUUAUUAUUUUUCUUCAUAGGGAGCCCCGUUAGAACGGGCAGUAGUAUCCAAAUUGCACUUUGAACCUUUUGUAGGCGCUAGGCUAUCAACGUCCUUCGGUUACGGGGCCUUAACGUUAAACUGCUAUCCCAUUGAAGUAAUAUAGAAGUUCCUCUGUGGUUAAUACCAUCCUUCUACCCCUGUGGCGUGAAACGCAGUGGUGGAACCUUGGUUUCUCCACUCUUAUAUAAUUUCCUUGCAAUACCUUGUGUACUUCAACCAGACAAUUAUAAGGACUUAAUCCCUGGUCUCAUUUAAGUAGUAUAAGAGUUUCUCUGUGGUUAAUACCAUCCUUCUACCCCUGUGGCGUGAAACGCAGCGGCGGAACCUUGGUUUCUCCACUCUUAUAUAAUUUCCUUGCAAUACCUUGUGUACUUCAACCAGACAAUUAUAAGGACUUAAUCCCUGGUCUCAUUUAAGUAGUAUAAGAGUUUCUCUGUGGUUAAUACCAUCCUUCUACCCCUGUGGCGUGAAACGCAGUGGUGGAACUUUGGUUUCUCCACUCUUAUAUAAUUUCUAUAUAAUAAAUAUUAAUAAUUGUACAACAUUCUGAUAUUUUUAUUUUCCACCUCAUUGUAAUUUCACCACCCACUACACAGUGGAAAAUAGGCUUACAUUUGGCGCCCGAGCAGAGUUUAAUCCGUUAGCUUAUAGUCUAAUCUAUCGCUUAGACAGGCCUGAGUCCACCCGGGGGGGGUAAUUAGAAAUUAAUUAGUAUUAUAAUUUCUUGUGUGUGUUUUGCGUGUGUCAUCGUGACGUGCUGACAGAGAAUCACUGCAGAAGGUUUCCUUUUUUAAUUUAUUAACUUAAUAAGGCUAUAUUUUUUUUGUGUGGAUAUUGUGUUAAAAUUUUUAACCUCUUAUUUCAGACAUUUUAUUUUAUUGACUUAACAUGCCUUAUUUUUUGUUGAGAUUGCGUUAAAUUUGUAUAAUUUCUUAUUCCAAACGUUAUUCAAAGGAAAACCUUCUGCUGGAAUUUUAUUUAGUUAAUUAUUGAACAAUUAAAUAUUGAACAGUUGGUGAUUGUUUUUAAACAAUUUUGCUGAGACAUUGUUAUUGUCUGUUUAACUUAAACACUCAACUUUUAAUAAUUACAGUUUUGUUUUAUCAAUUUUUUAUAAAAAUAACCAAAUUUUUUACAAGGUCAACCUUUUAUGAGUUAAUAUAUUGUGUUACACAUCAUUUAACUGUCAGUUAUAACUUAACUUUACUUAAGUUUAAUAUUGUACCUGGACUUACUGAAACAUACUUUAAGGAGGAAGCAUUUAUUUUGAAGAUAUUGUUAUCUAUUGUUCUGCUUUUACAUUGAACGUUGCGUGUUUUACAUAACCAUUUAACUGUCAGUUAUAACUUAACUUUACUUAAGUUUAAUAUUGUACUUAGACUUACUGAAACACACUUUAAUGGGAAAGCAUUUAUUUUUAUAUUGGUGUUUAUUGUUCGACCUUUACAUUGAACGUUGAUACAGCCUGGGGUCACAAAUUGAUUUGAACGUGUGCUACCUUAGGGAUUAGAUCCAUAUUGUUGUAACAUCAUGGGGGAACGUCCGAUAUGUUUCAACCUUUUAUUAAAAGAUGAAUUGACAUACGAGGCCACAGUCCGAGGUGUCAAACCUGAGGCCACUGCGGACCAAUUAAGAUUACAAUUAACAGAAUUGGCUACGCGGAUGCCUUCGGACGAGGUUAUUUACUUUGAGGGAGAUGUUACCUCAGAGUUAGAAAAAGUUAAAAACAAAAUUAAAGACUUGCAGAGCUCACUUUCAAAACCAAAUUUGCAGUUAAAACACAUCAAGCGUUGCGAAUCAUUGGCUAACCAUUUAUAUCACCGCUUAGGUCGUAUAAAUGCCGUCAGUAAGGAGGAGACUUGUAUGCUCGGGGACUUGCUCUUACAACUCGAAUCUAGGGACAGCGAACUGAAGUACAUUUCUAAAGCUUAUCAGGAGCAGGAAAAGAAACAGGAUAUCCCUGUCGUAGGGUGUAUAGAGCCAUGUCCUAAGGUGGACCACACACAGAUCCAAAAACUGAACCUUGUCUUUAACGGCAGUGAUAGUGUACAGGCAUUCGUGCAGCGACUGGAGGAGCUUUGCAAUUCUCGAGGUAUCUCUGAGGAGACGUUAUUUAAUUCCGUCGCAGAAAUUUUUAGCGGUGACGCCUUGUUUUGGUUUCGGGGUGUCAAGGAGGAGGUCUCGAGUUGGAAAGAGGUUAAGGCUCGUUUGUAUGAGGAGUUCCUGCCAUUCGAUUAUAAUCGGCGUUUAUUACAGGAGGUGCGGUCGCGGACACAAGGUGCUGAUGAAUCCAUCAUAAAGUACUUAAGCACAAUGCGGAAUUAUUUUUCUAGGCUCAGCGUGCCGUUACCGGAGUCAGAGCAGCUGGAGAUAGUACAAGGUAACCUUAGACCGUUUUACACGAGUCAGCUUGCUCUUACAAACGUCGGGAACUGGAACGAGCUGAAGGAACGCUGUAGGCAGCUGGAGUACGCCAAAUACCGAGCAGACUCUUUUGCGGAGCCGCCCCGAGUUUCUGCGAAUUCGGUAGCGCCGGACUUAGCCUAUCAGGCUAGGAACCGACUUUCGGUUAACGCCGUAGACACCGAGGUGAACUUAUUUUGCGUUCGUUGCAGGGUUCUUGGACAUGGCCUUUGGCAAUGUAGUGCACCACCCACCCAAUUGUGUUACUCUUGUGGUUUAAAGGGUGCCACCUUGCACACGUGUCCACGGUGUGGUCCGUCAGUCGCUGAGCCACCGAAACUACAACAAAAGCCAGAUCCUGCUGGACCAACCGUUGCUGGGGUAAGCGUGAACAACGAGCAGCCUGGAACCAAAUCCUCCGGCAGUGGUAGUCGUCGUCGUCGCCGUCGCCGCCACCGCCGUCGCCGCCGCUGUGAAGAGGCAGGUGAUGGAGACGCGGACAGUGGCUUGCGACCAUAUUUAGAUGUCGCGAUUUACCACCAUCGUUGCAGAGGGUUGUUGGAUUCGGGUUCUACAGUUUCGGUCAUUGGCGGAAAGGCGGCCCAAUCCCUCUCCAGUUGUGGUACGUUGUAUCCAGCUGAGGAGAAAUCCAUUAUCACGGCUAAUGGAUCACAUUCUCCGGUUUCUGGUUUUAAGAUUUUACCGGUGACUGUAGAGGAUGUUACGGCUUUCGUGAAAUUUUAUGUCGUUCCUGAUAUUUCUUCAGAAUUGCUGUUAGGUAUAGAUUUCUGGCGUGCUUUUAAUAUCGCACCUGAUGUUCUGAACCUACUCAAUAAAAGAGGAGUCUCUAAAAGCAGGGAACCGUAUGCAAGUGAGGUUAGACAUUUGAACUCAUGCAACGAGUUGAGUGCUUCGAAGUGUGUACCGGCUGAUAACGCUACUGCCAGUUUGGUAGUUCGUGGUCGUCGCUCACAGGAUUGCCAACUCAGUAGGGUUCGUCGAAGCAUGGAUUCAAAGUCGUACUUGACUGCUAGUUUGACUCCGAAUUACGAGAGGUAUACAGUAGUUCAACAAGUGUCUGGAUUUGUCUACAUUCUUGAAGAUAGCAAUGGGAACCAGACAGAGUGUCACGCCAGGGAUAUUCUCUGUAGAAUUGAUGUUCCGUAGGCCACCUUUGUGUGUGUUGACUUACUCUAUUGAGUAAGCCAGCAAUGCCAAGGGCUCAUUUACUAUGCGUCGUCGUGUUGCAAAGUCAGUGAAUAGUUUCGUAGGCCACCUUUGUGUGUGUUGACUUACUCUAUUGAGUAGGCCAACAAUGCUAAGGACUCAUUCACUUUGCGUCGUGGAGUUUUUUUUUUGUGGGAUUUUCCAUUUAAUUUAUUUCAGGGUUUAUCUCAUUGCUUAGGGACUCUACUGAGUCGGUGAGUGAUCUUAACCUUAUUGAUAUUCACUGGGUUUUCCAGCUAUUAUCUUUGAUUUAGGUUUCUCUUAAAUGAGUGACCCACAUAUUCCGAUUGUUUUAGGUGUUUAGGAUUUAAAGAUGGAGGGCCAUCUUUGAAUUUUUCUCGUACCCUCGAAAAAUUCUGGUGGGGACGGGGGUACUGUAACACCAUUAUUUUUGUAACUUAACAUUUCGUUUAUUGUUUACAUUCUGUUUGUUUACUUUGUUAGUCUUGUCAAGUAUCAGCUGUCAAAUUCGACACACAGGAUAGAUUUUCAGUUGUUGUCUGUGGUCCUUUGAGAAAACUCGUGCCAGAUCGUCAUCGGACAGUGGUCAGUAGCGACAUGACGCUCAGAACAAUGAUCGUGCUGACUAGCCACAGAGUAGUUUUGUGACGAUGAGCUGACAUCCCCGGUGACGGCUUUUUUCGGAACUGGCAAGGAGGCAAACCAUUCUCUGUCAAAACGUCUCGAGUGGUGUGUGGUUGUUUUUUUUCUUCCCGCCCGCGUGGCGCAGGCCGUAUUGGUACCAAGUUCCUUGCUUCAUAUUUCCUGUUACCAGAUACGUACCACAGACACCCACGCAGCAUCACACCAUGUGUACCUAACCUGAAUUGCCGACAAUUUCAAUCCUGCCCGGUGAAGCGUGCGAUUGCCCGACGCGUGUCACCUGACCCAACCCCAAGGUAAGCGCCAUGACCUUCCACGUGUCGAUUAGGUUAUUUUGCAAGUGUCACGUUUAAACAGCAAAGCUACCGCCUUUGAGACAAGCUCUAACCUUCCCAUAAUUGUUUGAUUAGUGAUUGACCGUAGGUUUUAGGUUAGAAAUACCCAGGGGCCAUUCAAGACACGUCACUUGAGACAUGUUAGCUAGGCCUUCGCUGUCCUUACCGACCCAUCCUUGACCCAAGGCUGUUUCUCGCGAUUCCAGAAGGUGUCGUUGGUGACCAGAGCCGUCAGCGAGCCACGAGCCGUCCGGAGCUCCUGUCCUGGCCCCGUCCGACAGUCCAGGUUGGCCGUUGUAUGUUCGUUGAGCAGAUACUGAGGAAUUUCCUUAGGAUUUCUAUUAAUCUUCAGCGGCAUCAGCCUUCUGACGCCGCUGCUGAAUGUAGGAUUGCAAAGGCAGAACCCGGGUGGACUCUAGCGGGUUAAAACCUUUAUUUUAUUAUUUUUCUUCAUAGGGAGCCCCGUUAGAACGGGCAGUAGUAUCCAAAUUGCACUUUGAACCUUUUGUAGGCGCUAGGCUAUCAACGUCCUUCGGUUACGGGGCCUUAACGUUAAACUGCUAUCCCAUUGAAGUAAUAUAGAAGUUCCUCUGUGGUUAAUACCAUCCUUCUACCCCUGUGGCGUGAAACGCAGUGGUGGAACCUUGGUUUCUCCACUCUUAUAUAAUUUCCUUGCAAUACCUUGUGUACUUCAACCAGACAAUUAUAAGGACUUAAUCCCUGGUCUCAUUUAAGUAGUAUAAGAGUUUCUCUGUGGUUAAUACCAUCCUUCUACCCCUGUGGCGUGAAACGCAGCGGCGGAACCUUGGUUUCUCCACUCUUAUAUAAUUUCCUUGCAAUACCUUGUGUACUUCAACCAGACAAUUAUAAGGACUUAAUCCCUGGUCUCAUUUAAGUAGUAUAAGAGUUUCUCUGUGGUUAAUACCAUCCUUCUACCCCUGUGGCGUGAAACGCAGUGGUGGAACUUUGGUUUCUCCACUCUUAUAUAAUUUCUAUAUAAUAAAUAUUAAUAAUUGUACAACAUUCUGAUAUUUUUAUUUUCCACCUCAUUGUAAUUUCACCACCCACUACACAGUGGAAAAUAGGCUUACAUUUGGCGCCCGAGCAGAGUUUAAUCCGUUAGCUUAUAGUCUAAUCUAUCGCUUAGACAGGCCUGAGUCCACCCGGGGGGGGUAAUUAGAAAUUAAUUAGUAUUAUAAUUUCUUGUGUGUGUUUUGCGUGUGUCAUCGUGACGUGCUGACAGAGAAUCACUGCAGAAGGUUUCCUUUUUUAAUUUAUUAACUUAAUAAGGCUAUAUUUUUUUUGUGUGGAUAUUGUGUUAAAAUUUUUAACCUCUUAUUUCAGACAUUUUAUUUUAUUGACUUAACAUGCCUUAUUUUUUGUUGAGAUUGCGUUAAAUUUGUAUAAUUUCUUAUUCCAAACGUUAUUCAAAGGAAAACCUUCUGCUGGAAUUUUAUUUAGUUAAUUAUUGAACAAUUAAAUAUUGAACAGUUGGUGAUUGUUUUUAAACAAUUUUGCUGAGACAUUGUUAUUGUCUGUUUAACUUAAACACUCAACUUUUAAUAAUUACAGUUUUGUUUUAUCAAUUUUUUAUAAAAAUAACCAAAUUUUUUACAAGGUCAACCUUUUAUGAGUUAAUAUAUUGUGUUACACAUCAUUUAACUGUCAGUUAUAACUUAACUUUACUUAAGUUUAAUAUUGUACCUGGACUUACUGAAACAUACUUUAAGGAGGAAGCAUUUAUUUUGAAGAUAUUGUUAUCUAUUGUUCUGCUUUUACAUUGAACGUUGCGUGUUUUACAUAACCAUUUAACUGUCAGUUAUAACUUAACUUUACUUAAGUUUAAUAUUGUACUUAGACUUACUGAAACACACUUUAAUGGGAAAGCAUUUAUUUUUAUAUUGGUGUUUAUUGUUCGACCUUUACAUUGAACGUUGAUACAGCCUGGGGUCACAAAUUGAUUUGAACGUGUGCUACCUUAGGGAUUAGAUCCAUAUUGUUGUAACAUCAUGGGGGAACGUCCGAUAUGUUUCAACCUUUUAUUAAAAGAUGAAUUGACAUACGAGGCCACAGUCCGAGGUGUCAAACCUGAGGCCACUGCGGACCAAUUAAGAUUACAAUUAACAGAAUUGGCUACGCGGAUGCCUUCGGACGAGGUUAUUUACUUUGAGGGAGAUGUUACCUCAGAGUUAGAAAAAGUUAAAAACAAAAUUAAAGACUUGCAGAGCUCACUUUCAAAACCAAAUUUGCAGUUAAAACACAUCAAGCGUUGCGAAUCAUUGGCUAACCAUUUAUAUCACCGCUUAGGUCGUAUAAAUGCCGUCAGUAAGGAGGAGACUUGUAUGCUCGGGGACUUGCUCUUACAACUCGAAUCUAGGGACAGCGAACUGAAGUACAUUUCUAAAGCUUAUCAGGAGCAGGAAAAGAAACAGGAUAUCCCUGUCGUAGGGUGUAUAGAGCCAUGUCCUAAGGUGGACCACACACAGAUCCAAAAACUGAACCUUGUCUUUAACGGCAGUGAUAGUGUACAGGCAUUCGUGCAGCGACUGGAGGAGCUUUGCAAUUCUCGAGGUAUCUCUGAGGAGACGUUAUUUAAUUCCGUCGCAGAAAUUUUUAGCGGUGACGCCUUGUUUUGGUUUCGGGGUGUCAAGGAGGAGGUCUCGAGUUGGAAAGAGGUUAAGGCUCGUUUGUAUGAGGAGUUCCUGCCAUUCGAUUAUAAUCGGCGUUUAUUACAGGAGGUGCGGUCGCGGACACAAGGUGCUGAUGAAUCCAUCAUAAAGUACUUAAGCACAAUGCGGAAUUAUUUUUCUAGGCUCAGCGUGCCGUUACCGGAGUCAGAGCAGCUGGAGAUAGUACAAGGUAACCUUAGACCGUUUUACACGAGUCAGCUUGCUCUUACAAACGUCGGGAACUGGAACGAGCUGAAGGAACGCUGUAGGCAGCUGGAGUACGCCAAAUACCGAGCAGACUCUUUUGCGGAGCCGCCCCGAGUUUCUGCGAAUUCGGUAGCGCCGGACUUAGCCUAUCAGGCUAGGAACCGACUUUCGGUUAACGCCGUAGACACCGAGGUGAACUUAUUUUGCGUUCGUUGCAGGGUUCUUGGACAUGGCCUUUGGCAAUGUAGUGCACCACCCACCCAAUUGUGUUACUCUUGUGGUUUAAAGGGUGCCACCUUGCACACGUGUCCACGGUGUGGUCCGUCAGUCGCUGAGCCACCGAAACUACAACAAAAGCCAGAUCCUGCUGGACCAACCGUUGCUGGGGUAAGCGUGAACAACGAGCAGCCUGGAACCAAAUCCUCCGGCAGUGGUAGUCGUCGUCGUCGCCGUCGCCGCCACCGCCGUCGCCGCCGCUGUGAAGAGGCAGGUGAUGGAGACGCGGACAGUGGCUUGCGACCAUAUUUAGAUGUCGCGAUUUACCACCAUCGUUGCAGAGGGUUGUUGGAUUCGGGUUCUACAGUUUCGGUCAUUGGCGGAAAGGCGGCCCAAUCCCUCUCCAGUUGUGGUACGUUGUAUCCAGCUGAGGAGAAAUCCAUUAUCACGGCUAAUGGAUCACAUUCUCCGGUUUCUGGUUUUAAGAUUUUACCGGUGACUGUAGAGGAUGUUACGGCUUUCGUGAAAUUUUAUGUCGUUCCUGAUAUUUCUUCAGAAUUGCUGUUAGGUAUAGAUUUCUGGCGUGCUUUUAAUAUCGCACCUGAUGUUCUGAACCUACUCAAUAAAAGAGGAGUCUCUAAAAGCAGGGAACCGUAUGCAAGUGAGGUUAGACAUUUGAACUCAUGCAACGAGUUGAGUGCUUCGAAGUGUGUACCGGCUGAUAACGCUACUGCCAGUUUGGUAGUUCGUGGUCGUCGCUCACAGGAUUGCCAACUCAGUAGGGUUCGUCGAAGCAUGGAUUCAAAGUCGUACUUGACUGCUAGUUUGACUCCGAAUUACGAGAGGUAUACAGUAGUUCAACAAGUGUCUGGAUUUGUCUACAUUCUUGAAGAUAGCAAUGGGAACCAGACAGAGUGUCACGCCAGGGAUAUUCUCUGUAGAAUUGAUGUUCCGUAGGCCACCUUUGUGUGUGUUGACUUACUCUAUUGAGUAAGCCAGCAAUGCCAAGGGCUCAUUUACUAUGCGUCGUCGUGUUGCAAAGUCAGUGAAUAGUUUCGUAGGCCACCUUUGUGUGUGUUGACUUACUCUAUUGAGUAGGCCAACAAUGCUAAGGACUCAUUCACUUUGCGUCGUGGAGUUUUUUUUUUGUGGGAUUUUCCAUUUAAUUUAUUUCAGGGUUUAUCUCAUUGCUUAGGGACUCUACUGAGUCGGUGAGUGAUCUUAACCUUAUUGAUAUUCACUGGGUUUUCCAGCUAUUAUCUUUGAUUUAGGUUUCUCUUAAAUGAGUGACCCACAUAUUCCGAUUGUUUUAGGUGUUUAGGAUUUAAAGAUGGAGGGCCAUCUUUGAAUUUUUCUCGUACCCUCGAAAAAUUCUGGUGGGGACGGGGGUACUGUAACACCAUUAUUUUUGUAACUUAACAUUUCGUUUAUUGUUUACAUUCUGUUUGUUUACUUUGUUAGUCUUGUCAAGUAUCAGCUGUCAAAUUCGACACACAGGAUAGAUUUUCAGUUGUUGUCUGUGGUCCUUUGAGAAAACUCGUGCCAGAUCGUCAUCGGACAGUGGUCAGUAGCGACAUGACGCUCAGAACAAUGAUCGUGCUGACUAGCCACAGAGUAGUUUUGUGACGAUGAGCUGACAUCCCCGGUGACGGCUUUUUUCGGAACUGGCAAGGAGGCAAACCAUUCUCUGUCAAAACGUCUCGAGUGGUGUGUGGUUGUUUUUUUUCUUCCCGCCCGCGUGGCGCAGGCCGUAUUGGUACCAAGUUCCUUGCUUCAUAUUUCCUGUUACCAGAUACGUACCACAGACACCCACGCAGCAUCACACCAUGUGUACCUAACCUGAAUUGCCGAGUGAGUAAACUAGCAUUUCGUUGUUAUUCGAUUUCCGAUGACUUUGGAUUUCGAAAGCCAUCUGCCUUGUCUUUAUUUCUACACGUAGCAACGUCUAACCCCGCGUAUUUCUUUUACAGCAAUUUCAAUCCUGCCCGGUGAAGCGUGCGAUUGCCCGACGCGUGUCACCUGACCCAACCCCAAGGUAAGCGCCAUGACCUUCCACGUGUCGAUUAGGUUAUUUUGCAAGUGUCACGUUUAAACAGCAAAGCUACCGCCUUUGAGACAAGCUCUAACCUUCCCAUAAUUGUUUGAUUAGUGAUUGACCGUAGGUUUUAGGUUAGAAAUACCCAGGGGCCAUUCAAGACACGUCACUUGAGACAUGUUAGCUAGGCCUUCGCUGUCCUUACCGACCCAUCCUUGACCCAAGGCUGUUUCUCGCGAUUCCAGAAGGUGUCGUUGGUGACCAGAGCCGUCAGCGAGCCACGAGCCGUCCGGAGCUCCUGUCCUGGCCCCGUCCGACAGUCCAGGUUGGCCGUUGUAUGUUCGUUGAGCAGAUACUGAGGAAUUUCCUUAGGAUUUCUAUUAAUCUUCAGCGGCAUCAGCCUUCUGACGCCGCUGCUGAAUGUAGGAUUGCAAAGGCAGAACCCGGGUGGACUCUAGCGGGUUAAAACCUUUAUUUUAUUAUUUUUCUUCAUAGGGAGCCCCGUUAGAACGGGCAGUAGUAUCCAAAUUGCACUUUGAACCUUUUGUAGGCGCUAGGCUAUCAACGUCCUUCGGUUACGGGGCCUUAACGUUAAACUGCUAUCCCAUUGAAGUAAUAUAGAAGUUCCUCUGUGGUUAAUACCAUCCUUCUACCCCUGUGGCGUGAAACGCAGUGGUGGAACCUUGGUUUCUCCACUCUUAUAUAAUUUCCUUGCAAUACCUUGUGUACUUCAACCAGACAAUUAUAAGGACUUAAUCCCUGGUCUCAUUUAAGUAGUAUAAGAGUUUCUCUGUGGUUAAUACCAUCCUUCUACCCCUGUGGCGUGAAACGCAGCGGCGGAACCUUGGUUUCUCCACUCUUAUAUAAUUUCCUUGCAAUACCUUGUGUACUUCAACCAGACAAUUAUAAGGACUUAAUCCCUGGUCUCAUUUAAGUAGUAUAAGAGUUUCUCUGUGGUUAAUACCAUCCUUCUACCCCUGUGGCGUGAAACGCAGUGGUGGAACUUUGGUUUCUCCACUCUUAUAUAAUUUCUAUAUAAUAAAUAUUAAUAAUUGUACAACA
Molecule: messenger RNA, 16018 nt
Organism: Plutella xylostella (diamondback moth)
Lineage: Eukaryota; Metazoa; Arthropoda; Insecta; Lepidoptera; Plutellidae
Source: RefSeq, a predicted model, not a curated record